Magallana angulata is the source of this 1878-nucleotide messenger RNA. Its product is annotated as putative malate dehydrogenase 1B. Gene Ontology annotation, biological process: oxaloacetate metabolic process; malate metabolic process; tricarboxylic acid cycle. The coding region runs from base 82 to 1695 and encodes 537 amino acids. The transcript has 7 exons. Gene Ontology annotation, molecular function: L-malate dehydrogenase (NAD+) activity. The record is from RefSeq and is a predicted model, not a curated record. NCBI's taxonomy places the organism in Eukaryota, Metazoa, Mollusca, Bivalvia, Ostreida, Ostreidae.
UUCGGGACCUCCUUAGAGUUUAUAUCUAUAUUUCAUGACCGCUCUCGAGAAUCUCCGAGUAAACUUGACAACUGUGUAAACAUGGCGAAAAUUGUGAUUGCAGGAAAAUCUGAUUGUCCAUACUAUGCCAGAUCAGAGCUUUUAGGUGAUAAGCUAGUGAAGAAUCUACCAGACUUUCAACUCCAUAAAAUUGUUAUUAAACCAGAAGAAUGGGAUAAAUGGCUAAAAGAGACCUGCAGUUCAAGAGAAUGGAGUCACAAUAAGUCCCCCUUGGUAUGGAGAGAACUGAUUGAUCGUGGUGGAAAAGGGGUCCUCAUAGGAGGUGCCAAUGAAUUUCAAGAAUAUGCCUUUGGAUACUAUGGCGUUCAAUCCACACAGGUCAGUGAUGACAUGCGAAAAAUGGCAGAAGAGAAUAAAGCAUAUAAAAUUGAAGAGGACAAGGAAGAGGAAGCAAUCAAGGCUCUCAGCCAUCCCCUGAAUGUUUGUAUCACAAAUGCUUCAAACCAAGUCUGUUACAACCUGAUCAAUGCCAUGGCAAGGGGCGACAUCUUCGGGGAAACAACUGAGAUUUCUCUGCACCUCUUGGAUGACAAGGCUAACAUGGAAUCAUUAGAAGGGCUUAGAAUGGAAGCCAUGGACUUAGCACACGGACUUCUCCGGGAAAUUAUUGUGACCUCAGAUGUUUCAAAAGCUUUUCAAGGAUGUGAUGCAAUUAUUGUGAUGGAUGACUUGGUUCAGAAAGAGAAAGAGAGCAGAGAUGAUUUCGUUAAACGGUCAGUGGAACACCAUGUAAAAUAUGCCAAGGUCAUAAAUGAAAAGGCCAAAAAAGAGGUCAAGGUCCUUCUCACAGGAACUGGUCCAACAAAUCUAAAUAUCUACAUGAUGAUUCAAAAUGCUCCCAACAUUCCCAAGCAAAACAUUGUAGGACUUUCACGCACAUUAGAAAACAAUGCAAAGUCUGUGGUAGGAGAGAAAUUAAAUGUGAAUCCCAGUGGAGUGGUGGAUCUCAUAGUUUGGGGCAACAUCAAUGGUGGUACCUACAUUGACCUUUCUAAGUGCCGAGUGCAUGGAUAUGAUGGUGCCAUCUGGGGACCACCCUCUUUCUCACUUCCAGCUGUUGAAAUGAUCUGGGAUAAAAAAUGGAUGGAAAAUGAAUUUACUGAACUUGUGAAGAGCCGCCAUCAGAAAUCUGAGGAGUUGAUGAAACACUCUGCUAGUAUGUCCAGAGCUGCUGCUAUAGAAACCACAAUGGCUCACUGGUGGAAUGGCACUCCAGAGGGUCAAAUAUUUUCUCUUGUUGUGGCAUCAGAAGGUUGGUAUGAAGUCCCAGAAGAACUAGUUUGUUCUUUCCCAGUGACCAUCAGUCCCAAAGGAAACUGGUGUGUUGUACAGGACAUCAAUCAGACAAGUGAGGUCAAGGAGAAAAUCAAAGAGGCUGUCAAGGACAUCAUUGCGGACAAAAAUGUGAUAUUCCCACCCCCCAAACCACCAACCCCACCACCGAGUGAGGUCACGGUCACUAUUGUGGAUCCCAAAGACCAACAGGAAAAGAAAGAUGGAGAAAAAGCUACAGACAGUGAUUCCAACACAGAAGCCAAGCUAGCCACAAUUAUCGAGGAGAAAACGGCAGAUUCUCUUCAUCUCCAAAACCAAGAAAAGACACCAGCAGAUACUCAAGAAGCCAAGCCAGAGUAGACUCUGCAGGAUGCACAAUGAUGUGUGUUGUAUAUAAUGCUGAAAGACUGUGAUACUGUUCACUUCAUGUGAAAAUGUGAGAACUCUUACACCAAAUCUUAAAUAUGUCACAUUUACUGUACUUGAUGUAUGUGAAGUGCUCUUUAAUAAAUUAUUUAAACAAAAAAUUUUUCAUUAGACCAG